This is a messenger RNA of Arctia plantaginis, 1089 nucleotides long. The record is from the annotation of a GenBank genome assembly. Lineage: Eukaryota; Metazoa; Arthropoda; Insecta; Lepidoptera; Erebidae.
AUGGUAAACUCGCGAAAUUCAAUAAAUCAUCGAUUUUUCAAUUGCAUUGAUAAGGACAGUAUUCGAAAAAUGGCUGCAAUUGUAGUACCAUCUCGAUUUGCCGGCCUCAAGAUAGAGGAUGAUGAAUAUCCUUCUUCUAGCGAAAGUCAAAAAUCUAAAAAACCUGCUAAAAUUAACAGUGCCAAGAAGUUCGAGCCUUCAAAGAAAGCAAAGAAUAAUACUACUCCAAAAACACAGAGCCAACCUGCACCAAAGAAGAAGAAAAACAAGCAAAAUAAUACCUCUGCUGAACAGUGGGAGAUUUGGAAACAGAAAGAUGAGGAACUCAUUGAUGGCAACUUUGAAACUGAACUCCAACAAGCCAUUCUUUUAUCCAAAUUGGACUUUGAAGAAAAGAAAAUUGUACACAAACACCCCAAGAAAGAAGCUGACGUAGAGAAAAAGGGGCAAGAACAAAAUGCCCGUGCAAAUAGCAAGAAACAAAAGAAGAAAAAUGUUAUGAGCCUGGACCAGUUCAAUGAAUUGGUAAAUAAUGGUGAAGAUAUCAAAUUAAAUCAUUUUGAUGAAAAGAAUUCUGCUGAAGUAGCGAAGACCCCGGAAUUAAAAGAUACAGAAUUUUUCGAGAGGGUCAAAAAUGAAACAAAAAAUGAGAUUUUAAAGGACAAAAUCAAUGAUAGAGUAAAACAUCGUCUGCAGAUAUCCGACGAGAUUAUUACUCGCGUGCAGUUCGCCGACGCGUUAGAGAGGAAAGAACAAGAAAUAGAAGCUUUAAAGAAAGAGAUUACAAGCCUAAAGGAGGAGCUAUUUACAGUCAAGUGUAGAAACAGAAAAUUGUGCAAUAUACUAGGUCAGGGUGAAAUGAAAGACAAAGCCGAGGUGUUGGUGGAGGUGGAGCGGCUACGGGCGGUGCAGACUGAACUGACAACGGAGCUGGCGUCACUACAUACAGACCUGGAGAAAGAACGAUCAAAGAACACAGAUCCUAGAGCUAAAGACAAGAAAUACAGUACUACAAAGAAGAAAAACAUACGCUUUGAUGUUUCAUCCGAAGCUAUCAUAUCGAAAGAAUCUAGCUCUGGAACUGGUUAA